AUGCUGGCCGAGAUUGACGAGAACUCCCCGCCGCCGCCGCCGCCACCGCCUCCGUUCGGCGCCCGCAAGGCGCCUCGGGGCCGGAUCUCUGCGGCCGCCGAUUGCAACUCGGCCGGCCGCCGCUCGUUUGCUCCGAGCAGCCGUCGGCAGAGCCUCGCGACGACGGGGACACACGCUGCGGAGUGGCGGCGGGCGCGCCGACAGAGCGAGCCCCUCGUGCCCCUCUCCGCAGCCGCUGACCGCGCGAGGCGGGCGGACCCGCUCUCAGAGCACGGCUACACCACGCUCGGGCCGAUCGCCUCGGGCGCGUUCUCGAUGAUUGUCAGGGCAAGGCACUCGAGCACGGGGAGGCAGGUGGCCGUCAAGUCCUUCUCAAAGGCGAGGUGUUCUCGCUCCGCGCUCACGAGCGGCGCGAUGAGGGCCGAGGUCGAGGCGCUGCUGGCGCUCCGCCCCUCGGCACACGCGCACGUGGCCAACCUGAUCGAGAGGUGCGUGUCACUCACCUCCAUCUCGCUCAUGCUUGAGUACUGUGCCGGCGGCUCGUUGCAGCGCCGGCUCGCCUCCCACUCGCUGCGGCGCGUCGGCCUGGACGAGGUCGAGGCGCGCGCCGUCGCCUCGCAGCUGGGCAGGGCGCUCUCCCACCUGCACCGGCUAGGUGUCGCCCACCGCGACGUCAAGCCGGAGAACGUCCUCUACACGGACGGCUCGCACGCGACGGUCAAGCUGUGUGACUUUGGCUUCGCGAAGGCGCCACCCGCCCCGCCCCGCCUGCCUCGCCUGCCUCGCCCUCCCGCCCUCCCGGCCUUGCUGCACACUGUCUGCGGCUCGCCGCAGUACAUGGCGCCCGAGAUCUCGAGCACUGGCGACGGCUACCGCGGCCCUCCCGUGGACAUGUGGGCGCUCGGCGCACUCGUCUACGAGUUGCUGCACGCGCAGCCCGCCUUCCGCGCCUCCACGCUACCGCAGCUCUCGAUGCGAAUCCAGCGGGGCGCGCACCAGCCGCUCUCCACCUCCCUCUCGCCGCGCGCACGCGCCGUGGUCAAGAAGCUCCUGCUCGUCGACCCGUCCGCCAGGCUGUCCGCGCACAGCCUCAUAGAGCAGCCGUGGCUAGACGAGCAGCACUUGCAGCACUCGCAGCCACCA
Molecule: messenger RNA, 1143 nt
Organism: Emiliania huxleyi CCMP1516
Lineage: Eukaryota; Haptophyta; Isochrysidales; Noelaerhabdaceae
Exons: 2
Biological process (GO): intracellular signal transduction; protein phosphorylation
Cellular component (GO): cytoplasm
Molecular function (GO): protein serine/threonine kinase activity; ATP binding
Source: RefSeq, a predicted model, not a curated record